Cylicocyclus nassatus is the source of this 3680-nucleotide messenger RNA. The record is from the annotation of a GenBank genome assembly. NCBI's taxonomy places the organism in Eukaryota, Metazoa, Nematoda, Chromadorea, Rhabditida, Strongylidae.
UUAUUUUCUUUUAUUUUCAAAGUUUGCUUCCAGUUUUUGGUAUCUUCCGGCAUACUGAGUGACCAAGUUUGUUCUCCAUCGCUUUCCUUGUCUCUGUAGUAUUUUUUUUUGUCUCUCUGCAGGCAUUUUGCAGAUAUCAUGGGGAGACGCAAACAUGACAGGAAGAGGAUACCUCGGUCAAAUUUUGUUAGGAGAGAGGCUGAUGAGGAGUUCGAGACGCGUCUCCGCUGCUCAGAAAAUUAUGCCUCGUUGAAGUUAUACAGUAAAAAGUCAGUGGCAAAGAACGAAGAGGACAAUUCUAUUCCUUCCGCAUCUACCGUUCUCCCCGUUUGUAUGCUCUCAAAAAUGAGAAAAACGAGAAUGUCCAGGGACUUCUGUUUAUUGAAACCCAGCUCAUCCAGACUGAUCUCCAAGAAUGGCGGUAAGGAUGAGGUCAGCAAUGAGGAUGGGCAACUUCGAGACUCACAUGAACACCUUAAGGACUUGAGCGCUCGUGCAUUGAAUGGAAUGACUGCCCUCGAUUUCCGUGACAGAAUGCUCUCUUCUCUCCGCACUUACAAGGCCAUGUCAACACUGGAUUAUGGCACGCGUCCUGUAUUCCAGCCUUAUCUUCGACGAAAUCUUCUCUACCUAAGAGCAUUUGCUGAUAGGCCACUUCCUUCGUACACUUUCGGUGAGGAUGUUCCACCACUGCUUUGGCCAUGGAAGCCUGUUCGAAAUGUAGUUCACCGCUCAGCUGCAGAGCGUCGAGCACGUUUGAGUGAUAUCGUGGAUGUUAUGCUAUCUCGCAAUUCUGCCGAAGAGAAGGUGCAGAAGUUUGCUGGUGUGCACGACUUCCACUUCUCUGUUGGAACGCUAGCUGCUUUCAAAAAGACCAUGGAUGUGCAGAUAUUACAUCGUUCUCUGGCUUAUAGAAAGUUUCUCAGUUCUCAGGGAGUGUCCGUACCAUCAUAUCAAAGGAAACAUAACCAUUCAUCGAAUGGUUCUAGCAUCGAAAAUUAUGUAAAUGGCAAUUCUGCUUUGGUGGAUUCUGUUACGCUAUCUUUCAGAAUGGUCUUUCACAAUUUCCUCGAGGGAGAGCGUUUGGCAAAGGUCCAAGUUUACACCGUCCAACAGCAAGAAGAAGUUUUUGGAAAAGUUGAACGUCUACCUUCUGCUACAUUUACUGUCUCUGUGAACGCCCCUAUGCAGCCGGUGUCCAUAGACGUACCAACAAUUUCGAAUGAUGCGAAUCUUCGCGUAUAUGUUAUUGUCCGCGUGGACGUGACGAAUAACUUGAAGGGAAUCCGCGUUGAUGGACACGCUCUCCGGAACCUGCCUACUCGCUUGCGAACAGACAGCGUCAAUCGUGACCAUAAGGUUACGUUUGAGCAUACGCUCUUUGGUGCAAGGUGUCUUUAUAGAAUGGACGGUCCGCUGAGCAAAGGUGGCUUUAUUGUUGGAGAGAAUAAUGUGAUUUUAAUAGAACAAGACAAACUCAGCGUCGAUAUUUCUUCACCGGUGAUUGUGUCUGAAUUAGAGUACUGGUCAAAGCGUCUCCAUACCAACCCUUUCUUACAAAUGAGAGUUGCUGUUGGUCUAAACUACGACGACGACUCUGACUGCUGUUCGUCUAAUAGGAGCUCGCGCUCCUGGGAUGGCAUUGACGGGGAUGAUGAGCUUUCGGCUUGUUCUGAACGUGAGGAGUCAACUGUACAAAGAGUGGAGUUGAAACGUACAAUUGAUCCUUAUCUUGGGAUAUUCAGUCCAGAUGAAGAUGGAAGAUAUGUAAAUCACAUUCGAACUAUAGAGACAAUCUUCCAUCCACUGAAAAACAUGGGAAGGAUCAACCUUAUGCUCGUUCAGAACUGGUUGAGGCUUGAAAUACCGCCAACGAUUAUUUACCGGAUCUCAUCUGGAAUUGCCCCACGUGAUUACUAUGAUGAGCCGUCGAGUACAUGCAAAGAAAAUCAUUCACCAAAGAACUCCACUUUGGCCACUCUUACCGAAGUCGAAGAAAUGGGAUGGAUAACGAUUGUAGAUCAGCGUCAAACUGAUAGAUGCAUAAUUUGUGAACGUCCCUUCAAGAACAUGUACUCUCUUCUGCUACACUAUCAUCUCUCGUAUCCACGCCUCACCUUCCAGCUAAACUUCCGCAUAGACCCUCAGCAGGACGAACGUUGGCAUCGACUCCAUAUUGACGUGUUUUUGAAUCCAGAUUUCGACGAUGUGCAUGAGAUGCUCGCUUACGGCAAACGUGGUUAUAUACCAGCAAGGGACCCCACAUACACUUGGACGCGUGAUCAAGCGAUUGAGUUGAGAACGAAGGCUCGCUUGGACCUUACUAUCUUUUGUGAUUCCUUGAAAUCUGCUGGACAGUCCCUGGAUGACCCCGUUGAAGAACAGAGAUUUAUCCACCCGGAAUCGGGACGAUGGCUUUAUCGUGGAGAGCGUCUUCCACAUUAUGCUCGUCAUCUUCCUGCACCAGGGCAUGAAGUUCUCACACACAGCACUACACGGCGCCUCUUGGAUUUUGUCGAUCUGUCUGAUGGCAGCAAGUGGUUCAUGAUCACCUGGAACACUAUGAUGGUGACCUUGGGGAAAGCACGAUGUGACGAAGCUGGCCCUUACUGGUUGAACAGGCUUUUCUUGGAGCUCCAUAUGGACACGAUGAUAAGAUUCGGUCAGCGGAGUCAUUUUGUGUAUCAGCUGAAUACGCAUACGCAAAGAGGACGUCCGAUAGCAGAUCUCGAGGACCUUGUACUUCGGCUUUACCAUGCCAAACACGAUUACGAUCCCUUAUCGGAUGAGCUGCACCCCUUGAGAGACUGGAUCUACAGCGAUUUGAAGCGUGGCUACGAGCGCUAUUGUUCAGAACAGGAUAAACCGCACAGAGAUUCUUCUGGAAUGCGUCGUUUCUUUCCUAAAAUGUAUCGCACUGAUCCCACUACCAUGUCUUCUCAGCAGCUACAUAAACUUUUUAUCGAAAUACUUGAAGCUGGGGCAGUGGUGCCCUUCAGUCAUCCUUACAGGAAGUAUCUGCUCAAUGUUGUUGAUGUGUUGUUUGGAGGUGAAAUGCCUCCUUGCAUUGCACGUCUUAGGGAUCAAGACGAUAUUCUUAGUGAGCUGAUCCGUAAGCGAGAAGUCUAAGACUUUCGAAAUCAAAGCCUCUGAUUACUGCUUAUGUAGCACCAGUUGUUUUUAUGUUUCUACCGUGUCAUGUCAGAUACUUCCUAGUCUGUAUGUAUUCUUUCGUUUUUUACCAAUUUUGAUGGUCUCAAGUAUUGGUUUUAGGCAUAAUACGAGUUGCGCUUGUUUUGAGUUCAAAUGGUUUUAUUAACAUUAUUCAAUGGCCUUCUGCUGAAUCAGCUUGUUUACUAACCAACUUGUAGCCAUGUUCCGUGUGCAUCUUGUUUGAUCAACUCUAACAUUCCUUUGUGUAUCAGUUCAUGUACUAUUUAUUGAGUGUUUCUGUUCUACCAAUCGUCCUUUCUCUUUUAUGCCAUUUCGGUCAUGCCCAGAAUCCACUAGGACACAGGCAUGAAUCUUCGAUGGUCACCUUCAUGUUUUUUAGAAAGAUGGGGGCGUGUUGAUUGUUUCAUGUGUAUGUUUUCUGUUUUUAGGUGAAUGUUCUCGUUCUAUAGGAGAUACUGUAACUUAUUGUAUUUAUGCUUGUAUUAGACAGUCAAUAAAUGUAAAUG